UUAUAUUUAAUCGGGAGAGUGUAAUAUCCACAUUGAUUGUCGCGAAACGAGUUUAAUAAUAGCCAGUUUGAAACAUGGAAAACCUUAAGAGAAAUAAAAUAAAUGUUGAGGAAUUAUGUGCCAAAAUUGCUGCGGAGAUUGACCAUAUGAACUUAAACGAUAUGAAGAUGCUGGAAAAUUUGGGGAAAAUGGUGGGGACGCCUAAGGAUAGCGAGAUACUCAGAAAUAAGAUCAAAAAAAUCCAGGAUAACUUAAACGAACAACUGUUCCUAAUAACACGCGACAUCAAGGAAAUCAACAGUCCUACUGCGGAAAAAAACGCCAAACUAAACCUGCAACGCGAGAGAAUCGAAGAAGCGUUCAAAGCGACCCUGGUCCAAUUUAAUGAUAUGCAAAAAGACAUAAAAACGAAACAAAAAACCCAUAUUCUGGUUAAGAUUGACCUAAACAAACGAUCGUCGGACGAUCACAUUUUACUGGAUUCCACCGAAGCCCAGCAAGUGCUUUUAAAGAAUAUCGAAGAAGAAGAGAACCGGAUGUUGAAACGACAGGCGGAAAUGCAAAAUAUCCAAACGGAUAUCGUGGAUCUGCAUCAAAUGUUUUGCGACUUGGGAGAGAUGACUGAGAAACAGGGAGAAACUGUUGACACAGUGGAUAAAACCAUAUCACAAGUGGCAGAAGAGGUGGAAAUAGCCACGAAAGAGCUGAACGUAGUCGAAACUCAAACGUGCAUGAGAAGGAAGACCAUGAUGGUGUGCUCGGCUGUCAUUAUUAUUAUUAUAAUUAUUGCCAUUUUAAUUGGUGUUAUUUCUCAUUUUUGUAAAUAAAUACCUUGACAAGA
Molecule: messenger RNA, 841 nt
Organism: Anthonomus grandis grandis
Lineage: Eukaryota; Metazoa; Arthropoda; Insecta; Coleoptera; Curculionidae
Product: syntaxin-7-like
Exons: 4
Coding region: 75-827 (250 amino acids)
Biological process (GO): intracellular protein transport; vesicle-mediated transport; vesicle fusion
Cellular component (GO): SNARE complex; endomembrane system; membrane
Molecular function (GO): SNARE binding; SNAP receptor activity
Source: RefSeq, a predicted model, not a curated record